AUGGUGUAUUCUCCACGAUACCGUCAAACAGACCAACAAAACGAAUGUGCUCUACGUCAUCGGGAUCGCGCAAGAACUGGAACCAGUUCUCAGCUAAGAGCUAAUGGCCUGUUCUCGGUAUAUGAUUUUCGGCGACGGGCAGAGUCAAGGAGACGAGAAACCUUCAUCAUCAUGAUGAAGAUAUGUGGUCUCCUUGACUUUGCCCGUCACCGGGCAGAGUCCAUUCGACGGGAGCAUGACAAUAUAAAAGGAAAUUCCACACAGAAUUCUGACAUUAAAACGUGUGGAGACCUUGAUUCCGCCAACGGUUCAGGAGUGUAUCGUAUCACACCCGUACCAGACAAGUCAUUUGAUGUGUACUGUGAUAUGGAUAGUGAAGGAGGUCCAUGGACAGUAAUACAGAACCGUGAAAACAAUGAAGUGGAUUUCUACAGAGACUGGGAUCAGUACAAAACUGGAUUUGGCGAUCAGCACGGCAAUUAUUGGUUGGGAAAUGAUGGCAUUUUCGCUCUGACUAAGACCCCUUGUGUGCUCCGGAUACAACUGGAAUCUGUUAAUGAAACAUUUGGUUAUGCUGAAUAUACAGAAUUUCAAAUCUCCGAUGAAGCCGAGAAUUACACACUGUCAGUGAGUGGUUUCAGAGGAAAUAUCAGUAAUGCCUUCGAAGAAAACAAUGGUCAGUUGUUCUCAACAGCCGAGAGAGAUAAUGACGCAUACUUUAAGAACUGCGCCGUAAUUCGGAAAGCACCAUGGUGGCACAGAAGAUGUACGGCCGUAAAUCUGAAUGGCGAGUACAACGUUAUACACUGGAGAACUUCCGUGUAUUGGAAGGGAUUUUAUGAAGAAGAUGUACCCACUCGAAUGAAGAAAACAAGAAUGAUGUUAAAGAAACCGUAG
Molecule: messenger RNA, 897 nt
Organism: Ylistrum balloti
Lineage: Eukaryota; Metazoa; Mollusca; Bivalvia; Pectinida; Pectinidae
Product: microfibril-associated glycoprotein 4-like
Exons: 6
Coding region: 1-897 (298 amino acids)
Source: RefSeq, a predicted model, not a curated record